AUGUCGUCUUUGGAGGGUGUAUCCCUCCCAACAGAGUUGCCACCCUGCGCCGCAGGAUUCACUUGGGUUAUUCUGAUGAACACCUGUCUGCCAAACUUGGCACGCACAAGAACUAAAUGCGCGCAUGGGUAUUACAUGCACCCAAAAUUCGGAAAGUGCAUGCGUCGGAGAUACGACAAAAAGCAGCAGAACGGUGUAAUAAAAGACUGGAUAGACUCUAAACCGAAGACGACGACCACAAAGAGACCUCGGCCCGCGACCGCAACUCCCUAUGAGGGCGCUUAUUAUGCUUAUAAUGCUGGUUUCGGAAGAGGCAAAAAACGAAAACGAUAGGCAUAAAAAUACAAAUACAAUACAUUGUUUUCUGAUUACCAUUUAA
Molecule: messenger RNA, 379 nt
Organism: Drosophila rhopaloa
Lineage: Eukaryota; Metazoa; Arthropoda; Insecta; Diptera; Drosophilidae
Exons: 2
Coding region: 1-333 (110 amino acids)
Source: RefSeq, a predicted model, not a curated record